Molecule: messenger RNA, 531 nt
Organism: Gigantopelta aegis
Lineage: Eukaryota; Metazoa; Mollusca; Gastropoda; Neomphalida; Peltospiridae
Product: partner of bursicon-like
Exons: 3
Coding region: 1-531 (176 amino acids)
Biological process (GO): G protein-coupled receptor signaling pathway
Cellular component (GO): bursicon neuropeptide hormone complex; extracellular region
Molecular function (GO): G protein-coupled receptor binding; neuropeptide hormone activity
Source: RefSeq, a predicted model, not a curated record
AUGGUAAUGAUGAGACGAAUGGUGAAGCCGCAGUAUUUCCAUUUCGGUAUGGAACUACUUGACAGGUCCGUGUUCCACGCUUACUGUCAGUUGACCUAUCUCGGUAUCACCCCAGCCCGGAGUACACGGAACCUGCAUAUGUUGGUACAGACACAGCUGAUCUUGUUCAUAAUAAGCGUAUCCCUCGCGGUGACGAACAGCUGGGAAGACAACUGCCAGACCCACCUCACGGACGUGGAGAUCGUCAAGGACUUGUCCAUAGAACUCAAUGGCCAACAAGUCAUGGUCAACUGCAUUGGACGGAUACGGGUGCACAAGUGUGAGGGAACCUGCGAGUCCAAGGUCACACCCAGUGUCUUACAUCACCCCGGAUUCAAUAAGGAAUGUCGGUGUUGCCGAGAGAGUCGCCUGGUAAGAAGGCGAGUUGUUCUGGACGAAUGCUUCUUCGAGGGAGAGCGAGUUCCAAGACUCUCACCAACAGCAGAUAUAGAAGGUCUGGAGGGAUGCGCAUGUUUCCAGUGCGCCAACUAA